This is a messenger RNA of Ricinus communis (castor bean), 3499 nucleotides long. RefSeq names its product DNA gyrase subunit A, chloroplastic/mitochondrial. The transcript has 27 exons. The coding region runs from base 101 to 3007 and encodes 968 amino acids. The record is from RefSeq and is a predicted model, not a curated record. Gene Ontology annotation, cellular component: cytoplasm; chromosome; DNA topoisomerase type II (double strand cut, ATP-hydrolyzing) complex. Lineage: Eukaryota; Viridiplantae; Streptophyta; Magnoliopsida; Malpighiales; Euphorbiaceae. Gene Ontology annotation, biological process: DNA topological change. Gene Ontology annotation, molecular function: ATP binding; DNA topoisomerase type II (double strand cut, ATP-hydrolyzing) activity; DNA binding.
UGAACCUCCCUCCCUGUCUUCUUCAGACACAACGCCCAACAGAAGCUAAAACCCUCUGAAAAGAUAAAAAAAAUCCUAAACCCUCUUUGAUUUUCAUGGCAUGAAUCCCUCUUCUUCUAUUGUCUUAAACCCUAAUAAUAAUAUGGCACUUUCUUCCGCUGUCCGUUUAUCUUCCUCUCUUCUCCGGCGCAGCCUCCCUCUCUCCCACACUUUCCGCUUCUCUAGGCUUCGUCACCAGCAGCGCCACCUCUCUGACCUCCGCUUCCUAUCAACAACGCUCACUCCCUCAUCCUGGACCCAUCUCCAGCCUGUGCAAGCACGACGCAGAGUCUACACUUCAGCAAAAGAGGAAAGCCAUUCAAAUGAAGAGCAAAAUGGGAGCCUGUUGGUGGUGAAAGACUCCAAUGGAGGCAGAGAUGCGCGUGUUGUUCACACGGAGCUUCACAAAGAAGCCACUGAGGCUUACAUGGCCUACGCGAUGUCUGUUUUACUCGGUAGGGCUUUGCCUGAUGUUAGGGAUGGCCUGAAGCCUGUACACCGUAGAAUUUUAUUUGCCAUGCAUGAAUUGGGUCUUUCCUCAAGAAAGCCAUUCAAAAAAUGUGCUAGAGUUGUUGGUGAGGUUCUGGGUAAGUUUCAUCCCCAUGGAGAUUCUGCGGUCUACGAUGCCUUGGUGCGAAUGGCACAGGAUUUCUCCUUAAGAAGCCCACUUAUCCAGGGCCAUGGGAAUUUUGGUUCGAUUGAUGCAGAUCCUCCUGCUGCAAUGCGUUAUACAGAGUGCAGGCUGGAAGCACUCACGGAAGCAGUUUUAUUGGCUGAUCUUGAAUUAGAUACAGUUGAUUUUGUACCUAAUUUUGAUGAUUCCCAAAAGGAACCUUCUCUUUUGCCUGCACGGCUUCCGACAUUAUUGUUAAAUGGGUCAUCUGGGAUUGCGGUUGGCAUGGCAACCAAUAUUCCUCCUCAUAAUCUUGGAGAGCUAGUGGAUGUGCUGUGUGCAUUAAUUCACAAUCCAGAGGCCACUUUGCAGGAGUUGUUGGAAUACAUGCCUGGACCCGACUUUCCAACUGGAGGACUAAUAAUGGGGAACCUUGGGAUCUUAGAGGCAUAUCGAACUGGACGAGGACGCAUCAUAGUUAGAGGAAAAACAGAAGUUGAAUCACUUGACUCAAAGACCAAGAGAACCGCAGUUAUCAUAAAAGAGAUUCCUUAUCAAACCAACAAAGCAUCACUUGUGGAAAAGAUUGCUGAACUUGUAGAGAAUAAGAAUUUAGAUGGAGUCAGUGACAUCCGUGAUGAAAGUGAUCGUUCUGGAAUGCGCAUAGUGAUUGAGGUGAAACGGGGAUCUGACCCAUCAAUAGUGUUGAAUAAUCUUUAUCGUCUUACUCCUCUUCAAUCUAGCUUUAGCUGCAAUAUGGUCGGUAUUCUUGAUGGACAACCUAAGCAAAUGGGUCUAAAAGAUUUGCUUCAGGCAUUCUUAGAUUUUAGAUGUUCUGUUGUUGAAAGACGUGCCAGGUUCAAGCUUUUGCAAGCACAGGAAAGAAGACAUAUUGUUGAGGGUAUUGUGAUCGGUCUCGAUAAUUUGGAUGGAGUAAUUCGAAUAAUUAAGGAGGCUUCAAGCAAUGCAGCUGCAUCUGCUGGUUUGAGGACCGAAUUCAGUCUUUCUGAGAAGCAGGCUGAGGCUAUAUUGGACAUAAGUCUAAGAAGACUUACUCUUCUUGAGAGAAAGAAGUUUGUCAAUGAAAGUAAACUGUUGAUGGAACAAAUUUCAAGGCUAGAGGAACUACUGUCAAGUAGGCAUAACAUAUUACAGUUAAUUGAACAAGAAGCAGUAGAGCUCAAGAAUAAGUUUGCCAGUCCAAGACGUUCAUCCUUGGAGGACUCAGAUGGCGGUCAACUUGAUGAUAUAGAUGUUGUUCCAAAUGAAGAAAUGCUUCUGGCCUUUAGUGAAAAGGGUUAUGUGAAGCGGAUGAAGCCCGACACCUUCAAUCUUCAAAACCGUGGAACAAUUGGUAAAUCUGUUGGAAAACUGAGAGUCAAUGAUGCAAUGUCUGAUUCUAUAGUCUGUCGUGCACAUGACCACGUUCUAUAUUUUAGUGAUCUGGGAAUAGUGUACUCUGCUCGUGCUUAUAAAAUUCCUGAAUGCAGCAGGACUGCUGCUGGCACACCACUGGUCCAGAUUUUAUCUUUGUCUGAUGGUGAAAGAAUAACUUCCAUUAUUCCUGUGAGUGAGUUUUCUGGAGACCAGUUUCUACUUAUGCUCACGGUCAAUGGUUACAUCAAGAAGGUGCCUUUGAAUCUUUUCUCAGCCAUUCGCUCAACAGGAAUAAUAGCAAUUCAAUUGGUUCCUGGUGAUGAGCUAAAAUGGGUCCGCUGUUGCACAAAUAAUGAUCUCGUGGCUAUGGCUUCACUAAAUGGAAUGGUCAUCCUGAGUUCUUGUGAGAAUAUCCGAGCACUAAGCCGAAAUACAAGAGGUGGAGUGGCCAUGAGGCUGAAAGGAGGAGAUAAGAUGGCUAGCAUGGACAUAAUUCCAGUUGCCAUGCGAAAGGACUUGGAGAGGGUGUUGGAAGAUCCUAGGAGCAACAGUAAGGGCAGUGGUCCAUGGCUGUUAUUUGUCUCUGAGAAUGGUUAUGGAAAGCGAGUUCCUCUCAGUAGCUUUCGGCUAUCACCUUUAAACAGAGUUGGUUUAAUUGGUUAUAAGUUUUCUGCAGAAGACCAGUUGGCAGCGGUAUUUGUAGUUGGGUUCACUUUGGCAGAAGAUGGAGAAAGUGAUGAACAGGUGGUUUUAGUAAGCCAAAGUGGCACUGUAAAUAGAAUUAAAGUUCAGGAUAUUUCAAUACAAUCUCGCUUUGCAAGGGGGGUCAUUCUGAUGCGGCUGGAGCAAGCUGGGAAGAUACAAUCGGCAUCUUUGAUUUCUACAAUGGAGGCUGAGCCGAAGGAAUCAACUCCCAAUGCAUCAGAAAUGUUAGCAACUGAAGUUGAAGCACCUGCUAUAUUUUCCCAGGCAUCAUAACAAAUUUUGAGAAUUCUUGUACAUGCCUUGUAAAAAUAGUGCAAUUGCUAAAAAUGUGUAAUGCGGUCCAAAAUAAUUUCCAACUUUUAUGCAAGUACAGUCUAAUGUGCCCUUAAUUGUAUCCAAACUUACUGGUCGUUGGGAAUAUUGUACUUGGAUGAGAUGGUGCUAAUCCCAGGCAGAUAUUUUCAGGGGCUUUUUUGGUGGAAGGAAUCAAGAAGAUGCAAAUUCCUGAAAUGACCCUUCUGCUAGUUUGCUGCUACUUGUUCCAUAAGCCAUUCAAAUGAUAUUAUAACAUUUUCCUUGGGGAUCAUAACCUUGUGCUGCUGACUUCAAACAAUGGAAAUAUGUAAAAUCUUGAACAGUUCUGAAGCCCCCUUUGCUUAACAGGUUCAUUUGUUCUUUAAAGACUAGAACCAAGGUUUUUUGUUCAAAAUUUUAUUUUCUUAUGAGAACUAUUGUUUCUCUGUGCAAUCAAAAUGAAUUGGAUGA